Ilex paraguariensis (yerba mate) is the source of this 504-nucleotide messenger RNA. NCBI's taxonomy places the organism in Eukaryota, Viridiplantae, Streptophyta, Magnoliopsida, Aquifoliales, Aquifoliaceae. The record is from the annotation of a GenBank genome assembly.
AUGGAGAAACAGAUUGCUGGUCAUGUCAUUGGUGUUCCUGUAAGCUCAGCAGCAUACACAUCUAGGAGGUCACCAAAAGGAUAUCUACUUGACACUGCUAGCCAAUAUCUUGCUCAGUGUCCUUCGUAUGCAUCUACAAAAUUGGGAAAGAGUAAAAGGGAUUCGGUGAUGGGUAGAAUGAACAAACUAGGCGAAAAAGUGGACAGUAUCGCAAAAAGCAUCCGUGAGCAUGUGAGAUUGGGGCCCAAAUUAACUGAAACAAUGAAGGGGAAGUUGAAGUUGGGAACAAGAAUCCUUCAAGUUGGUGGUGUGGAGAAAGUGUUCAAGCAGAAUUUUAGCGUUAGACCAGGAGAGGAGCUUCUCAAGGCUUCGCAAUGCUAUUUAUCAACAACAGCUGGUCCUAUAGCAGGCCUUCUCUUUAUCUCUACUGACAAGCUUGCCUUCAUCAGUGAAAGACCAAUCAAACUCUCUUCUCCAACANUGGAAGAAGGAAACGAAGAUUGA